Messenger RNA from Astyanax mexicanus (Mexican tetra), 8622 nucleotides. It is a transcript of the gene itfg1, whose product is annotated as integrin alpha FG-GAP repeat containing 1. Bases 30 to 1841 code for a protein of 603 amino acids. The transcript is spliced from 18 exons. Gene Ontology annotation, cellular component: plasma membrane. The record is from RefSeq and is a predicted model, not a curated record. Lineage: Eukaryota; Metazoa; Chordata; Actinopteri; Characiformes; Acestrorhamphidae.
UAGUCUUUUGUGAAUCUCCGGCUGUCAGGAUGUGGCCGCCCUGCUUUAGCUCGGUUUUAGCAUUAGUUUUGCUGUUUUCUGGUCAUGAAAUCGCGUCUGGGCUUCAGGACGUGACCACGGAUCUGUUUGGGACGGAGAACAAGGGAACUGUAGCCGCUUUUGGGGAUUUUAACUCGGAUAAGCAGACUGAUAUCUUCAUCAUCAGAGAACAGUCUGAGCUGUUGAUCUUCUUGGCUGAUCUGAAAGCACCGUAUUUUAAACCUAAGGUGCAUCUCACCAAGAACGCCUUUCCCAGUGAUUUCAGCAUCAUCAGCAGCGUUGUCCCUGGAGAUUAUGAUGGAGAUUCUCAAAUGGACGUUCUCAUCACCGGCCACCCAAAAAGCUCAGACGGCCAACAGACCAAAAUCAUCGUCUUCUGGGGCAAUAACCAAACUCUGGUUUCAGAUCAGGAUGGGAAGGUGGUACUGAAUGGCACGUACACUGAUCAGCCCCUGGUUAUGGAUUAUAAUGGGGACAUGAUUCCGGACAUUUUCGGAGUGGUAGACGGUGUGACGGAGGUUUGCUUUCUGCGAGACAGAAAACCCAGCUGUAAGACAGCUCUCAGCACUGAAGUGAAGUUCCGGGUUCCUCACUCCAACGCCUUCAUCGACCUGAACAAGGACUUCACUGCUGAUUUGUUCCUGACCACAGAGGGACCUGGGUUUGAGACUUGGCUCAACACGAACGGAAACUUCACCCAGUCUACACUAUGGAGUACACCGAAUAAGACGGAGAAGGUGGGGCAGUCUGCUUUCGUGGAUUUUGAUGGCGACGGCUCCCAGGACCACCUGCUGCCCGUGUGUUUGGAUAAGGACUGUACAAAAAGCGCCAUUUACCUGGCAAAACCGAGCCAAGAUAAGUGGGUUCCGGUUCUGACUGAUUUUCAGAGGAGGGAUUCUCUGUGGGGAUUUGUUCCUCCAGAAGCUUCCUCUGCCACGGCGCUGCAGCCCCCCAUCACCUUACACCUCGGGGACUAUAACCUGGACGGCUUCCCAGACGCUCUGGCCAUCCUCCGCAACACCAGCAACAAAGAUCAGCAGCAGGCGUUCCUGUUGGAGAACGUUCCCUGUACGAACGCGAGCUGCAGAGAAUUGGGCCGAAUGUUUCGUGUCCACUGGGAGCAGAGUGACCUCAGCGCCAUCCACUCUGCUGCCGUGGCAACCUUCUUCGACAUCUAUGAGGACGGGAUAUUGGAUAUGAUUGUUCUGAGUCAGUCUGCGGACAAGAAGGAGCUGACCAUCCACGCCCUGAAGAACAACUUUGAGGCGGACGCAUACUUCGUUAAAGUGAUUGUGCUCAGUGGGCUGUGCUCCAAUGAUUGUCCUAAUAAAGUGAAGCCGUUCGGUGUGAAUCAGCCCGGCCCGUAUGUCAUGUACACAUCAGUGGACUCUAAUGGCUACCUGAAGAACGCCUCCGCUGGUCAGUUAAGUCAGUCUGCCCACCUCUCUCUGCAGCUGCCCUACACUGUGCUCGGAUUGGGCCGCAGUGCCAACUUCUUGGAUCAUCUGUUUGUGGGCAUCCCAAGACCUCCUGAAGUGAAGGACACGAGAAAGCAGGAAUGGACGGCAAUCAUUCCCAACUCUCAGCUCAUUGUCAUCCCCUACCCAAACAGCCAGCCUCACAGUUGGAGUGCUAAGCUGUACCUGACCCCCAGUAAUAUCGUGUUAUUGACGGCGAUCGCUCUGAUUGGUGUGUGUGUCUUCAUCCUGGUCAUUAUUGGUGUUCUGCACUGGCAGGAAAAGAAAGCAGAUGACCGAGAGAAAAGGCAGGAAGCUCAUCGUUUCCACUUCGACGCCAUGUGAAGAUCCGGAGGGGCGUCGUGCCGCGUUCAUCUCACCGGAGGAUUUAUUUAAUAACUUAUUGUCUGUUUUCUUUCCCCUCUGGAGCGUGUUUACGUGUGUUUGAGUUGAAUGUGCUGUUCUGUAUGAGUGAGAUAUCUCUGGCUGAACAGGUUUUUUUUCUUGUUUUCUGGUUUCUGCUCUGUAACGGAUGGAUGUUUACUUGAAUAUGAGAAUAUAAGAGGGAUGUUCUCAUGGAUGAAGUGUUGAUUUCCUAGAGCUUAAAGAACAUUUCAGUGCCAUUUUUGUUGGUCUUGUUGAGGUAAACUUGACCUAAACUGAUGCUGCGUUUGAGUGUAAAUCGGAAGGUUGUGUAUACUUGUAAACUAUGUCAUCGAGUCAUCCAAAAUGUGUGAAAUUAUACAAGAAAUUAAGUUAGAAAUUAGUAAAGUAAGCUUUGAAUUGUAAUAAUUAAAAAACAUUACCAAAAACUGAUUUUAAACACUUGCAUAAAUAGUAAUUAUUGGCAUAAACCUACCGAUAUGAUGUGUAUCAUGAUACAGGGGAUACAAUUCAGUAUACAGUGUCUCGCUUUAUUGUGAUACUGUAAGUAAGGUAAUAUAUUGCAUCUGUUUAAAUCAAAUUUUAGAAAAACACAAUAAUAUUUUUAAAAUCUGAAUAAAGGGAAAGUUUUAUUUUUUGUCCAAUCAGAACAGGAAGAUUUUUAAAAUGUAAACUGAAAAUUAAACAUUGAUACUGUGUUUUUGCUCAAUACUCAAUACAGUUUGGCAAAACAAAAUAUUGCAAUAAUUUGAUGUGUAGAUACUUUCUCAAUAUAGAAAGGAAUUAGUCCCAAAUUGAAAAGCAAACACUAUCAUGGAAAAAUUUAAAUGCAAAAUGUUUUUCCUUAAAAUGAAAUGCAAAACCACUAUUAUAUUACCUUAGACAUUAUAUGCACUUUAUCUCUUUAUUAAAAAACAUUACCCAAUCAUUUACAUUUUCCAAAUCAAAUGCUAAAUUUGUGUCAGAAUUGCACUUAAAAUGCAGUCAGCUCAACUGCAUCGUUUUUCACUGUGUGGUGCUCAAACGUUCAAAAGCAAAUCACAAUGCAACGGAUUACAUUUCGUCUAGGAGAAGUGUAAUCACUGUCCAAUCAGAACCCACUACUAAAAUUGGGGCGGGGCUGAGAAACCAGUAAGAAGCGAGCACCCAUAGCUGUAUUUUAAGCCAUGAAAAAAUGACUUUUGUGACAAGAUAUAAGAGGAAAUACACACUCUUAAUUCUAUAAAUUAAGGCUGGCACAGUUACAAUCAACUGCAAGUUUUUCAGAGUUGAGUAGAUUUUAACACAGGUUUGAUUCUCACACUUAGGGCGUUUUUACCUAAGCCUGGGUGCGUUUUCUCCAGGGCUUUGGUACGUUUGUCCAGUUUAAACGCUCAGGAGCAAUCAGUCAAGAGUAUCGAUCUCCGGUCGGUUGUCUCGGGUCUGCUGGUGUGGACUGUGCGGGUGUGGAAGCUAUCCAAGCUCAGGUCUGCGUGGGGUAGCGUGGGUGUGUUUGGUUCAUUUUUUAACAUCAUGCUUCCUAUAAUUGAGUUUUACAUUGACUGAUUUUUUUUUUUUUUUUUUAGCCCUGCCCCAAUUUCAGUAGUGCGUUGUCUGACUGGACAGUGAUUACAUUUUAUUGUGGCACGAAUACAGCGCUGCUCCUAGACGAACUGCAAUCCUGUGCACUGUGAUUUGCUUGUGAACAUUCACAGCCAGCGCCACACAGUGGAUUGAAUACAUUUCAAUUGAGCUGAUUAGCAUUAGGAUUGUAAGGAAGUUUGUGUGCGAUUCUGACACGAAUGUAAAUUCUUGUGUAUUGUUUUUCAGUAAAGAGAUCAGAUACAGUGAAAUGUAAUGUAAUAGAGGUUUUGCAUUUUAUUUUGGCACGCGUUCUGCAUGUUAGUGAGAAAAAGCUAUGCAUUUUGUAGAUUGCAUUUACAGUUUUCCACAGUAGUUUUUGCUUUUUUUCAAUUUGGCACUAAUUCUUUACCCUUUCCUACACCCUUAUUGGCUGUGCAAGUGCAACUUAGGAAUGUUACAAGUGGUAUUUCCCAACGUUUUCCGACAUCACUCAAACUCAGCGUAAGUGUAUUUAUAAAUGUAUUUCUUUUAGAAGUUGCAAAUGGAAAAUUGCAUUUGUAGGACCAGUUGAGGGACAUUUUUCUAUGUUUUAUUAUUUUUAAAUGGUACUUUUCUUUUUUUUAUUUUUCUUACUUUCCUAAAGUCCUUCUUCCAUUGCUAUAUUUCUGUAUUUCCCACUUGUUUGUUUCCCUCACGCAGGCCACUUUUGGCUGAAAGUAAUCAGCAAGGUGCAGAUCCACCAAUUCUUUCAUUUAUUCAGGAUUUGCAGCUGCUGUUCUCUGUAAGAUUGGCUUCAGCGGUGUUAUCUCCACUAUUCCCGCUCAGAGGGAGCUCUGCUGCAGGACGCGGACGUGUUGCUUGAGUCGGGAAGGUCGUUAUGUUUCAUUUCUGCUCGAGAACAGACAUUGAUGCUCUCUCUCACCCAAUUUCAUGCCCGCGCUGGAGUCCACUCAGUCUCGGCCUGCGCUGCACUGCAACCUGCAGAUUUCUCACAAUUACCUGUGUUAAACUGCUGUGAGAAUACCGCACCGUUCCACGCUUUGGCCUAAAUAAGUGUCCCACCAUCUGUCCCUCAUGUUCUGAAAUGUAAUGCAUCUAAAUUCUGCAGCCCAGACUCUGACUAUAAACACAGGCUGUCGUACCUGCUGUUUCUCACUCUCGCAAGUUUUACACAACUCAACUUUACAGAAACUGGAGCGGCGCUUCCUCAGUGUAUACCUCUAAUAAUACCUACAUUUAGAGUUUAUUUUAUAUAUAUAUAUAUGAACCAGUCAAACGUUUGGACACCCUUUAAAUUCAGUGAAAAUCAUGUGGAAUUAUGUAGUAAAUGAAAAAGUGUUUAACAAACCAGAUUCUUUAAAAAGUAGCACCAAUUGCUUAGAUUAGACAGUUUUGCACAUCUCUGCUGGAUUUUCUCAGUCAGAUUUAUGAGGUAGAGACACCUGAAAAUUCAGGCUUUCAGUUAACAGCUGUGCUGAACUCAUCAAGAGUUAAUCACUUGAAUUUCUUGUCUCUCAAUAAAGUGUUUGAGAGCAUCAGUUAAAGUAAAGUAGUGAAGAGGUAGAGUUACAGGUAUACAGUGAAUAGUGAAUAUUUGAGUAAUGUUCUAAUCCAGAUUAUGAGAAACAAGAACUACUCAACUAAAUAAAGAAAACUAAUAAAAAAUAUAUACUUUAAGUAUAAAUGAAGGUCAGUCAAUAAAAUAAGUAUUCUCAAGUGCAGUCACCGCAAAAAAGACCAUGAAAAACCUUUUGAUGAUGAAACUGGCACUCAUCAGGACCACUGCCAGGAAAGAAAAAGCAAGAGUUGCCUCUGCUGUGUACAGAGUUACCAGCCUCAGAAACCCCUAAAAGUUAACAGCUCCCUAAAUGCUUCUUCACAGAGUAUUUUGGUUUGUUUAACACUUUUAAUGAUUCCUUUUGCAUGUUUCUGUACAACAGAGGUAACUCUUGGGUUUCCUUUCCUGAUGAGUAGUCCUGAUGAGAGCCAGUUUCAUCACUGUGGAGUUAACCUUUAUUUAUACUGACCUAAAUUCCUGUAAAGACAGUUUCUGCUACAAACACUGAAUAAACAGGUGUUCCAACACUUUUAUUUCAAUACAGUAUAUCUUUAAAAUGAAAACUUGCUUGUGCACUACAGUUUCUUCUGUGUAAAAAUUGUCGAAAUAAUGAGGUGUGAGCUUUUGAAACAGCAUAUUGGUGGGCAAAGCUUGAAUAUACUCUAGCCUGAUUGUCUUUAAUUCUUGAGAAUUCUUAAGAAUAAACUUUAUAAAUGCGGCUUGGUUUCGAAUUGUUGACAGAAUAAAAAAAUAGAGGUUCUUUAAAUGUUUAAAGACCUCAAAUCACAUUUAUAAACAGUUCUACUGUUCAACAGCAGUGGUUCCCAACACUGGUUCUUGAUAUGUUAGUGGUUUCUUGCUCUAAAACUUAAACUUAAGGUCAGAGCUGAUUAGCUCCACUGCAUACUUAAUAUCUUAAUAUUUCUCCCUGACACAGCAGUGCUGCUGGAGUUCUUAAACAUCUCAGUGUUACUGCUGUGUUACUACUGUUGGAAUAAGGAUGAUGAAGUUGAUCUGCAGUGUUUAUAUAAAGUGUGUAAGAUGAGGAACUUCCAUACUGUCCUUACUGACCUUCAGUUAUUCAUUUCUAAAGCUGUGUGAGGCCUAAUAUGAAUGAACAGACCCUCUUAAUAAAGGGUUUAGUGUAAUUAGUGAAUCAUAAUACCUAAUGUCUAUGAAUCACCAUGGCUGGGCUUUAAUUUGCAUAUCUUUUCUUUCACCUUUACUGUAUUAACUUUCCUCUCAUUACCGACCCUCAUUAGCACUGGCUCGCCUGUGUUUUUGUGGGUGUGUAUUUUGCUGUGAUUUCUUACUACUGGUUAGAAAUUGUUUUUAUAAAAAUAUUGUUUUGUUUGCUUUUGUUGUAAUAAACUGGGAUUUGGGUGUAAAUUGGGGUCGGCUGUUCUGAAUGUUCUGCACUUUCAUAAAGCUGUGUUAAUCAUUAGUUAUUAUUAUUUUUGUAAUCAAGUUUUUUAUUGAUUUUUUAUUUUUUUUGAAAACAGUUGCAAAAAAAAAAAAGAGUACAGUAAAUAGUGUUUGACUAUUCCUUUUAAGUUCCACCCACAUCCACCAGACCACGCCCGCUUCCACCAGACCCGCCCACAACCAUCCGACCACGCCCACAUCCCCCCGACCUCGUCCAUAUCCACCCCGGUCUGUCCAUAACCACCCUGCCCCGUCUACAUCCACCCCAACUACGCCCACAUUCAUCCCGACUCCACCCACAUUCACUCCACCCCGGCCACAUCCACCUGACCCUGUCCACAUCCAUUCAGACCCUGUCCACAUCCACCCAGACCCCUGCCCACUUCCACCCAACCCCGCCCACAUCCACACUGCCCUGUCCACAACCACUCCGCCCACAUCCACCCCUCCCUGCCCACAUCCACCCGACCCCACCCACAGCAACCCGACCCCUGUCCACAUCCACCCGACCCUGUCCACAUCCACCCGACCCUGUCCACAUCCACCCAGACCCCUGUCCACAUCCACCCGACCCCUGUCCACAUCCACCCAGACCCCUGUCCACAUCCACCCGACCCUGCCCACAUCCACCCAGACCCCUGCCCACUCCCACCCAGAUCCCUGCCCACUUCCACCCAACCCCGCCCACAUCCACACUGCCCUGUCCACAACCACUCCGCCCACAUCCACCCGUGGGGUGGGGUUGGGUGCCCACAUCCACCCGACCCCACCCACAGCAACCCGACCCCUUCCACAUCCACCCGACCCUGUCCACAUCCACCCGACCCUGUCCACAUCCACCCGACCCCUCCCACAUCCAGCUGACCAUGUCCACAUCAAUCCAACCCCUGCCCACAUCCACCGAACCCCGACCUCGUCCACAUCCACCCCGUCCACAUCCACCUGACCAAGCCCAUAUCAAUCCAACCCCCUCCUACAACCACCCCACCCACAUCCACCCCGCCCUGUCCACAUCUUCCCUAAAUAUUAAUGUUCUAACCCGUUUAGUACUAACAGGAAGAAGUGAUGAAGCAUUGCUACUGCGGCACGCAUCAAAUGCAACAUUUUACAGAUUUUAAUUUAUUUAUAUGCAACAUUUUUUUUUGUUGACAUGACUGGUUGACAAAUCGCAACCAGCUAGGAAAUGUGUUUAAUAAAUGUUUUAAAUUGUAGCUUUUUACACUAAUACAUUAACACAUUAAGGCUGUGUCCCAAUUGCAUACUACAUACUAAUCCUAUUUGAUAUAUGCGUACAGUACCAGUGAAAAAUUUGGACACUCCUCUUUUCAUUCGGUGUUUUUCUUUUCUUUUUCUUUUUUUUCUACAUUGACAUGAAAACAGUUAAGGGGCACAUAUGGAAUUACAUAUUAAACAGUAAAAAAAAAGCAUGUAGCAUUAUCCAGCAUUUUUUUUAUCUUUAUAUAUAAUGAAAAUAAUAAUGUUGCAGAUGUGAGUAGCUCCUAUUGUUCCAUGAUGCAUUGCAUUGUGGGAUAAUAGUGUGCAUCAUUACAACACAUUUUUAAAAAAAAUGAGCAUUUCUGUGUUGUAUGUAUGGUGGAUAUUUAAGUAAACUCAACUUUAACCCUUUAUUAUACAUACUACAUACUAAGCCUAAUAAUCAAAGACUAAUAAGUAUUAGUACACACUUGGGAUGCACCUUUAGUAUUUAUUCAGUGGCAAAAUUUGUGUGAAAACCUACAAAGAAAUGCAUAAACUGAUUUGGCAAAAUUUGCAAUUUCUAUGCAUCUUAAUUAUAUGCAUUUUUAUUUUAUUUUUAAUAUUGUUCAAGACAUUUCUGUGUUGCAUUGAUUUGUAAUAUAGCAGUACUGUAUGCAUCAUAUACAAAACACUAGCUGGUGUUAGUAGGUGGUACACAAUUGGGACACGCCCCUCGGUCUCUUCAACAGUAGAUUUGCACGUUUAGGCAACAGUAGAGCCUUAAAACCGGCCCUUUAUAGGGCAGAUCAUGAUCAUCUAAAUAAUUGUAUAUUUUGCAUGUAUGUGGCCAUAACACAGAUCCAUAAUCUCAAACUGCAUUGUGUUUAAUGUACUUUAAUUAAUUUUAUGUAUUUUUUUUGUGAUGGGCAGUCGGUUAAAUCCGUCACUAAAUGCGUCUGAAUUGUCACUGAAAAAUAAACAGAAUCAGUUGCUUUGUUA